Molecule: messenger RNA, 4048 nt
Organism: Physella acuta
Lineage: Eukaryota; Metazoa; Mollusca; Gastropoda; Physidae
Product: calpain-A
Biological process (GO): proteolysis
Cellular component (GO): cytoplasm
Molecular function (GO): calcium-dependent cysteine-type endopeptidase activity; calcium ion binding
Source: RefSeq, a predicted model, not a curated record
CUGGUGUGUGAACGAAAUCAACCAAGUGUGACAAAUUUUGGGCUGGCGGUGCGCGGGAUAGUUGUGACCUCAGAUGACACAAUUCAGGACGUGUACGACUGAGAUGUCACUGGCUGCCUGUCAUGUCAUUUAACUGACAUCAACCAGCAGUUUAACAGGAAAUAACAUCAGCUAUCAUUCGCUUCCUAGCCUUUGUUGAACCAACUCGACGUUGUGCUGACUAGAUCGCACUCUAGUCGUUAGCGAAUGGAAUCAGGCAGUACAGGUCUACUCGAGUCUAGCAGUUAAAAACUUGAUGACGGUAUAGAGGUCCACGUGGUGUCCGAGACAAAAUGGCGACCCGACUAAGACCUACCCAGGAGUUCGUCUCACUAAAAAACGAACUGAUAAACGCCAACGCCCUGUAUGCCGACCCCCAGUUCCCCCCCAACAUCAAAUCUUUGUACAACAAUGGCCGCAUACCCCCGGGCUCCCGGCACAUUGGCCAGAUUGUGUGGAAACGCCCCAGGGACAUGUCACCAAAUCCCGAGUUUAUUUCAGAGGGAGCUAAUCAGUACGAUCUCGACCAAGGCGCAUUAGGUGACUGUUGGUUUAUCGCUGGAGCUGCCGUAUUAGCAGCCACACACCCAGCAGAGUUUGCUAAAGUUGUCCCCCCUGAUCAAGGCUUCACUCCUGACAUUUACACUGGAAUGUUUCGAUUUAACUUCUGGUGGUAUGGCAAAUGGGUUGAAGUCAUAAUUGAUGAUUAUCUUCCAACUGACGGCACACGCCUCAUUUACUGCAGUAACAUUGAAAGGCAGGAUGAGUUUUGGCCUUGUUUACUGGAGAAGGCAUAUGCUAAGUUACGGGGGAGUUAUGAAAACCUGGAUGGGGGAAAGCUGCAAGACGCUAUGGUAGAUCUGACCGGAGGAAUCUCUGAAGUUAUAGACAUCCAGAAGAAAAGAGAAAUCUCUCCAGAACUUUACAACUUGCUGUACACAUCAUUCCAGAUGAAGUCUAUGAUGGGGGCCUGUAUAUUUAAACCUGAGAACUCAGCUCCAAAUGAAAUAGAGAAAAAUAAUGGUCUCUUCAUGGGCCAUGCCUACAGUAUCACAGGUUUUAAACAGAUUCCUACUGGUCGUGGUACAGUUAACUUGCUGCGUCUUAGAAAUCCUUGGGGUAGAGACGAGUGGAAAGGACCUUGGUCUGACAGGUCGCCAGAAAUGAGACAUCUCACCAAGGAACUACAAAAUGAUUUGUUGUUUGUCUCUAGGGAUGAUGGAGAGUUCUGGAUGAGUUACGAAGAUUUUAUUGCAAACUUUGAUGAAAUCCAACUCUGCCAUCUUCAAAUAGAUGCAAUAAUUGAAGAGUUGACAGACAACAAAAAAAAACAAGAUUGGAACGUGACAGUCUACCAUGAUGCCUGGAUAAAGGGCAUUACAGCUGGAGGGUCAGGGAAUGCCCCUAAUGAGAGCUUGUACUGGAAAAACCCCCAGUUUUAUGUGACCCUGUCAAAAGUAGACUCCACCCUGGGGCACGGGGACGACUGCACUUUGAUUGUGUCGCUCAUGGAGAAGGAGAAAAACAAAUCACAAAUUGCAGUUGGCUUCGAUGUAUACAAAUUGAAAAGUGCGGAGCUACGACCACUAGACAACUCACGAGCCCCCAGAAACGCCCUGCUGCUUACACAGCGCUCUGGUGCUUAUGUUUACUACAGGGAGGUCACCAAACGUUUUGAGCUGAAGCCUGGGACGUACGUCAUCAUCCCAUCCACGUUCUACCCACACGAGGAGGCGGAGUUCAUGCUACGUCUGUUUACAGAGAAACCUAUAGACAGUGGAGUCCUAGAUGAAGUGACACGCCCACCAAUGGAAGAAGAGACUAAAUCAGGCUGUUGCUCCUGUUUUUCAUUUUCUCGGACGUCAAGAAAAUACAGAAGUGAAUCUUCUGGUAAUUCCAGAUCAAGAAGAAAGCAAUCAUUUACACUAGAUUCAAGGCAGAUAUAUUUACAUGACAAGCCAGUCGCCAGCAAAGACCAGCUGAUGAAAGCUUUUGAGAGACAUGCAGGAGAGGAUCAGAAAAUGGAUCCCAGUGAACUGGCCACAUUUCUAGAAGAUGUUUCUUCUACUGAACUGCGUGACCCAAUGAAGUUUCCUCUUGAAUCCUGUAGAAGUCUUGUGGCAUUAAUGGAUGAAGAUAAAUCUGGAUACUUGAGCUUUAAUGAAGCCAAACGAGCAUGGAAAGAAAUCAAAGCUUAUAGGGAAGUUUUUAAACAGUUUGAUAAGGACAAUUCAAACACAGUAGACACGUAUGAAUUGGGGUCCAUGUUUUCUAAGCUAGGUUUUCCCAUUAACCGAGCAGUCCUGACAUCAAUUGUAAGAAGAUACGGAGGACGUGACAACACAAUCACAUUGCCAGAUUUUGUCAUGAUCAUUUGUAAACUGACUUCAUUAUUUGCAUCUUUCCAUGAACAACAGCGCAAGAAAAAUGUCAAAGGAGAUUCAGUAGAAUUUUUACGUAAUGAGUUCUUAGAGGUGACAAUGUUUACAUGAUGUGUGUGUCAUCACUCAUCCUACAAAUGGCACUGUGUAUCUGAGUAUAGAAGUAAAAAGUCCACUUUACUGCAUUUGUGAAUUUGAUUUAUUUUAUUGAAUCUAUUGAAGUAAAGAUAAUUUGGUGAUUGUAGCAGUUGAUUAUAAAAACCAGUUUUUAUUUUUUGCUCCUACAAAUGGCACUGUGUAUCUGAGUAUAGAAGUAAAAAGUCCACUUUACUGCAUUUGUGAAUUUGAUUUAUUUUAUUGAAUCUAUUGAAGUAAAGAUAAUUUGGUGAUUGUAGCAGUUGAUUAUAAAAACCAGUUUUUAUUUUUUGCUCCUACAAAUGGCACUGUGUAUCUGAGUAUAGAAGUAAAAAGUCCACUUUACUGCAUUUGUGAAUUUGAUUUAUUUUAUUGAAUCUAUUGAAGUAAAGAUAAUUUGGUGAUUGUAGCAGUUGAUUAUAAAAACCAGUUUUUAUUUUUUGCUCAAAUGAUACGAUUACUUUUUUUACUAUGAAUGUAAACUAUUGUUAGCUGUUUGUGUUACAAAAUACACCUUUAUAAAAACACCAGCUAUUUACACCUCAACCAUCCAAUGCACUUUUUACCACAUGAAAUGUUUAUUGAAAUAGUUUAAUUUAUUAUUUUAGUUAACUUAAUGUUUACGUCAGACAAUGAUAUUAGUAUUGUUAAAACAAUCUUCCUCAUAAUGUAGUAUUAAAGAUAGAAUUAUUUACAUUUUUGGAUGCACCAAUAACUAGACCAGCAUUGAACACAUUCCAGUUAAUUUAUAUUGUAUUGUACUUUGCACACAUAUUCUCAACUCAAUGAAAUUCUUAGCACUGAUCUCUUUUUAGUUAUUCUUUUUUGUUAUGUAAAGUGAUUUAAAAUUAAAGUUAUUUUGUCAAAGUUUAUUUUUUAAUGUAAUUUGUGUAAAAUUAAUAUAUUAAGAAUUAAAACCAUUUGUUGAAAACUUUUAUCUACUGGAGCUGUUUGCUAAAGAAAGUUUAUUUCCUUACAAUAAUGAUAGUGUACAGGCUUAAUUGUGAUAUCAAGCUUAGUUCAAACUGUACAAUCACUAAAUUUUUUAAUACAACCACCAUCUUAAAUUUUGUUAACAAGAUUGUUUUGUUAUAUAUACUUACAUUCCUAUUUUAGAUGUUUACUGGAAAGAUUCAUAUUUGUUUACACAGCUCAAUUGUUUUUAUUACUUUCUCGUAUAUACGAAGUAUAGAGAAAGUAUUGUAAUCGUGCACAAAAAUCACUUGAAAUUUUAACAAUUUUCACCGUAUUACACCUCAGUCCUUCAUCACAUCCGAAGUAUAGAGGACUUAUUUUAAUCGGGCAAAAAUUAUCAAUCCAGAUUUAUCAAAAUUAAGAGGUUUUAUGCGUAAUCCAGUCUGAAAAACUGGGCUUUGCAAUUCUGUCCGUAUGUCUGUGUGUCUGUGUGUGUGUGUGUCCGUGUGUAAACACGAUUACUUGAGUACCGUUAUAGCUAGGUUGAUGAAAUUUCAUAUAUAAGUAUUUUAUCAAAA